Messenger RNA from Trichoderma atroviride IMI 206040, 1173 nucleotides. RefSeq lists its product as uncharacterized. Gene Ontology annotation, biological process: L-valine biosynthetic process; L-leucine biosynthetic process. The record is from RefSeq and is a predicted model, not a curated record. Gene Ontology annotation, cellular component: mitochondrion. Gene Ontology annotation, molecular function: branched-chain-amino-acid:2-oxoglutarate transaminase activity. Lineage: Eukaryota; Fungi; Ascomycota; Sordariomycetes; Hypocreales; Hypocreaceae.
AUGGCACCCCAACAGAGCCACGAAAACGUCGGAUACCCGAAGCUCCUUAACAAGAGCAAUGAUGCUGCCGCUACCAUAAGCACACCUAUUAAGCCGCUGCAUGGUCCACAAACCAACUGCACGGAACAAAUGAUGAUCUGGCAAUGGGACGAAGCAACGGGCUGGGAGGCUCCUGAAAUUCGACCUUAUGGACCGCUUCCUAUCAUGCCCAGCGCCAGUGUUCUCCAAUAUGCAACAGAAUGCUUCGAAGGUAUUAAGAUUUAUCGGGGAUACGACGACCGAUUGCGUGUUUUCAGACUGCAGCUUAAUUGCGAGCGGAUGCUAAAGUCUUCUCUUCGCGUUGGGCUGCCUUCAUUCGAUACAGCUCAUCUCGAAUCUAUCAUCAUGCAAUAUGGGGCGCUUCAAGCUGAAAAAUGGCUACCCAGUGGACAAACAGGCCAAACUCUAUAUCUACGACCAACACACAUAGGAACAACAGCUGCCCUUGGCGUGCAAAAGCCCCGGCAGUCUUUGAUAUACAUCAUUGCAACACUGCUCCCAGGAUUCUCCACCAAAGGCAAUGGCAUGAGAUUGCUGACUUCCCCAGCUGACGCCGCCCGAGCCUGGCCUGGAGGAUUCGGAAACCGAAAGCUUGGAGGCAACUAUGGACCAACUCUACCUGCACAUGACGCGGCCCUUCAGGCUGGAUUUGACCAAGUGCUGUGGUUAUUUGGGCCUGAGGGGUUUGUUACUGAAGCAGGCGCGAGUAACUUUUUUGUUGUCUGGAAGACGAAGCAAGGUGAUGUUGAACUUGUCACUGCGGGUCUGGACAAUGGGACAAUAUUAGAAGGCGUGACGCGCUACAGCGUCCUGGAUUUGGUACGAUCCAAUCGUGACCAACAGUCUAUGUGGCAGCACAAUGGGAAACCACUCCCUCCUUUGACCGCAGUUGAAAGGGACUUCUCUAUAGAUGAGAUACAGGAUGCAGUGGAGGAAGGCCGACUAAUUGAGGCAUUUGCAGCAGGAACUGCAUAUUUUAUUGCGCCAGCUGAGAUUAUUCACCAUCGGGGAAAGGAUAUUCGCAUUCCUCUUCCAUCCGCUGAGUCAGCAUCGUAUGCUCAACUAAUUAAACGGUGGCUAUCGGAUAUCGUAUUUGGGGUGCAAGAUUCUCAGAAUUGGACUCGAGAGAUUUAA